AUGUAAAACAAUCAAUUUAAACAAGAAGAGAGUUUUGAAAAACUUAAACAAAUAAUAAAUGGAGUCAAUCAACAGCGGAAAGAAAUUACAGAUUUAAUUAACAAAAAUCCAAAAGCAGAAGUUUUAUUGGUUGGUCUACUGUUUAAUGAAUAAAUAAAAUAUUUAUAAUAUUUAUUUCUAUUAUCUUCUAAUUCUAUUAAAUUUAUUUAAAGUUGAAUUUUUAAACUUUAUAAAAAGAAUAAUAUUUUAAGGAUGACAUUGUAGUUAGAGGAGUGGUUGGAGGAGUGGUUGGAGGAGUGGUUGGAGGAACAGUUGGAACAGUAGGUGGAGGAACAAUUGGAGGAGUUGUUGGAGGUGUUGUAGGAGGACCACCUGGAGCAGUAGUAGGAGCUGUUGUUGGAUAAAUAGCAGGACCAAUAGUAGGAACAAUAAGUGGAGCAGUCAUAGGAGCAGUUUCAGAAGUGAGAGAAACAGUAAAGAAAUCAGUAGUAGGAGCAGUGGUUGCUGUGGGAUUCGUUGCAAAGACAGCUGUUAAAUUUUUACAAAAUGAUUGA
Molecule: messenger RNA, 554 nt
Organism: Paramecium sonneborni
Lineage: Eukaryota; Ciliophora; Oligohymenophorea; Peniculida; Parameciidae
Source: the annotation of a GenBank genome assembly